This is a messenger RNA of Sebastes umbrosus (honeycomb rockfish), 10195 nucleotides long. RefSeq names its product neuronal tyrosine-phosphorylated phosphoinositide-3-kinase adaptor 2b (gene nyap2b). The record is from RefSeq and is a predicted model, not a curated record. NCBI's taxonomy places the organism in Eukaryota, Metazoa, Chordata, Actinopteri, Perciformes, Sebastidae. Bases 4812 to 8108 code for a protein of 1098 amino acids. Gene Ontology annotation, biological process: neuron projection morphogenesis; phosphatidylinositol 3-kinase/protein kinase B signal transduction. The transcript is spliced from 8 exons.
CUAGUCAGUAAACUAGCUAACUAGCUAGUGUUAUAAGAAACACCGGAGUUUCGUGUCUCUUCUUCUAUUGUUUGUAUAACUGCUAGACCUGCUAGCUCCAGUAUGUCACACUCGUUGAUACAGUUACUGUACAGAUACAGGUGGUGUUGCCAACUUACCUGAAUGAGCACCCGAAGUGAAGGAAGAGUGAUUUGCACGCUAUAGAAGACACUGCUCCUGAUGCUGCUGCUUCUGGUAAGGCUUUUUUAUGCCAUUUAGAUACCAUGUGAGGGAAGAGAGAAGAGAUUUGUUUAAAUGAUUUGUGUCUGAAGUAGAUGCACUUCAAGUGAUGGUGAACUUGGUCAGCAGAUGGCGCCAACAACCUUUGUUUUCAGAGUCUCACCGUUGAUGCUCAUUUAUGCAGGUUAAGUUUUCUGUAUUAAGUGCCAUUAACAUAGUUCAAAAUGAGGUCAAUAGGAGGACAACAUGUUUCCUGUUUGAAGUGACAGGAAGGAACUCACUAUUUUCUCUCCAGUCAGUAUAAACAUUAUUUCAAAGCCAGACAUUAUUUUGAACUAAAAUUAUCUCCUGUAUCCCUUGGUAGUGGUUGUCAGUAGGCCAUCAGUCACCCCUAGCAUCCUUACAGACGUCACAUAAAACAUAGCAUUUACUCAGCAUCGAUUCAUUAUCCAUGAAGAACAAUAACCAUCAGUAUGUACAGCAUAACUAGAAAUCUCUAUGCACACUCGUGCUGGCCUUCUUUUAACCAUGUGAUCAUAUGAUCAUGAAUAGUUAUGUUCACUGUGGCACCUCUGAUGCCAAUUAAGCCCAUCCAAUCCUUCGACUAUGACUACAGAGAGAUGCAGUAGUCAUGGCAGGGGAUCCUUCAUUCUGUGUACUCACGCUGUGUCUGAGUCCAGUAGUUAGUAGACAAUCUCCGGGGGCUUUAGCCCAUCAGUUCUGGCCCUCUAAACUGGGUAUUUAAGGGGCUUACAGGGGGUUAAACCCCAAAGAUUGGAGCCCUCAACCGCCUGUUUGAGAGAUUACGCUCCCCGGUCUCCCAUUUUCACCUCUCUGUCUUGGUGGAACAGCGGGAAGUGUGGAGGGUGGUCGUUAGAGAGAGACAUGCCUCAGCUUGACAUCUCUGGAGGGAGGAAGUGGUGAUAAAUGAGUUUGGAGACGCUUGAUUAAGAACAUUAGGAACAUUUACCACAUGCUGUGCAGCUGUUAGGAACUUGUGGAUAAGAUUUUGGUAAAAAAAAAAAAAAAAAAAAAAGAUCUUUUUAAGUAAGGGAGCACCUUGCAUUCAGAAAAUCCUAAAUAGGCAUUGAGUAGGAAAGGGGUGCAUACAUACAUGAAACACGGAGUGGUCAAAAAUAUCUGCACAGUGCUGGUCAGAGCAGGAACCUUAUGCUCCAUUUCUCUCGGCUGGAGAUGUGAGGAGUGGAAGUAAGCCGUGCUGCAUCUUUAAUGAGAGUCUGACAUCUUCAGUGCCGCUGUCUCACUAUCUGUCCUGCUAGUGCCUUCUUCAUCCUCACCUGCAUAGCCCUCCCAGGGAGGACGGGAAACAGACUAAAAGACGCUUUCAAUAAUCUGAAUGCCACUCCAAACCCUCCUUUGAAACAGAUAGCAUUUACAGUAUGUGCAGGUGCCAAUCCCUGACAGCACACUUAAUAAAACCCUGUAAAGCAGCGAGCAGAGACCUUGCUCUAUUUAUAAUGACUCUAUUUCCUCAGUGGCAUUUAAUUGAUUGGUAUAAUGGUUCUCAUAGACUCUUCAUUAGCUUGUUACAGCAGUGGAUCAAUACAACAUCAUUACAUGCAUGAUUGAACCAAGCACCAGACGUCCGCUCCGGGACACAUUGGUUUGUAUCUGUAAACAGUCAUUAAUGUCACAAUAGCCCACAACAUACAUGCAAGAUUAUAUUAUUUUGUCAAUAACUUAGAUUGAUAAGACUAAUUGGAAUGUUAUCGGCUUGUAAAGAGAUGUUGUCUAAACACAAAAUUGAUCAGAUGUAUUGUGAUCACUGCUGCUUUAAAUUGAGUAAUAUCAUCCCACAAUCUGGUUAAUCUGCUUUAAUAAACAUAUACACUGAUACAAUACAAUACUUUCAUUAUCAAACUCCAGCUACACAUGAAUUUGAAUACAGUAAAACGUGUUUUUAAUAACGUAUUCAGGCAGUUUGGAUGCCUCUCUCUUUGUAUGCAAGUCUUUAUGUGUCUAAGCGUGUGUGAACUGAAAAGUUCCAGGCAUCGUAUCUGAUUUCACCCUCUAUUCUGUCCCUGAGGGAGCGUCCUCCACUGUUCACAAAACAAAGUGCUGUUGUGCACAUAGGUGGAAACAUUUGUUUAACCCGUUCACCCCCUGAGAUUUCCUCACUGUCUGUGUUCAUUGAACUCUGAUGGGAUCUAAACACUUCCUUUGAGAUCGUACACACGGGCCGCGCGCCGAGGUCAGACCGGGUGCACUUGUGUGUAUGUGCAUGUGCAUGGGUGAGUGUGCUGAGUUGGUCUGGAUAGAAUGACUCGCUUUGUGCGUGACCAGUCGACCACGUCCCUCACAAUAGGCAGAAAAAAAGGGGGUGACUACCUUUUGACAGAGCAUUUUAUCUCAGUGAGAUCAUAGCGAUUGUCUAUUUAUGGCGCGUGGCAUGCUGUUAUGAGAGGAGCGUUUGAACUGGGUGCAGAGAGAAAUACAGUUUCACCCUGUUUCACCUUUCCUUUUCCUUGCUCCAAAACAGCCGCCUCUUUUGAUAAUCAUAUGCAAUCCAGCACAGUGGUUCAUUCCUAUCCCCUUCUGAACUCACCAGAGCCUUGUUGCUCAUUUUGGCUCCCCCCUCCCCUUGCAUUAUUUUUAACAACCCCAUUAUCCCCUUUCUCUCCUCUAAACUGACCACCACAUGUUUGUGAAAACUGUUUUUGGUGCCUCCGACCUCCUACUCCAGCACCCUUUUUUCCCCCCAAUGCAAAGUGCGAGACAGAACCAGGGAUGGAGGGAGGGGGAAAGUGAGGGGAGGAGAAGGGCGGGGGUUAAGAGAAAUGGAGGGAAGGGUUGAUGAAAACAACAGAUCUCUGCUCCCUAAUCCUUUUGUGUCGACGGUGUUAAUCCAUCCGAGCGAACCCGCCGCUCCCCCCCCCUCCCUCCCUCACCCCCUGCUUCUGCACCAUAUACCAGGCGCUCCCACCACAUAAACAACCGACAGCACUACUGAAACCAAUACUCGUCCCCCCCCCAGACAGUCGAGCAGAAACACACGACAUCAGCCGCAGUAGCCCCCCCCCCCCCCCCCCCCCCCUGUCAAACACAACUCAGACUCAACUCUGUCCCUGCUUUCAUCCUGCUCAUCUUUAUAGUGGCCACUGGGAACAAGUCUCUAGUCUGGAAUCGCUUGCUUUGUUUUGUCUAUAUGCAAACAUAUUUUAAUCUUGCAUCAGCAUGUCAAUGUGUGUGUGUAUUGGAAAUUGCAAAGUAUUGUUUUCCCUUAUUUUGUGUGUGUUUUUCUGCUCGCACGCAUUUGCUUUGUUCUGCUUUGUUUUGGCUAUACUGUACAUGUAAUAAUGAAUGCACUUGAGAGCAACACGGUGCACACUGCAAGUGUUUUUGUGUCGCGGUCUUGUUUACGAGCUGUAAGAGAGAGGGUGGGGGGGUGUCGGGGAGGGGGAGCGCAGCGGUUGCCGGGGGAAGAGGAGGUUGUGUCUAAUGAGGUCACACCCUGGCAACCCGGUGACUCCUCCCACUCAGCCCCCCCCCCCGCUCCAUCUUUCCACUUGGCCCCCUCUGAGUGUGCCCACCCACUCAACCCCCCACCCCCCUCUCAACCCUCUGACAGAGAGAGCUCUCCGUGGUGCUGAAAGCAGAAAAACAACAUCCAGGCUCCAGUUAUAGUGUGCAGCUGCAAAGGGAAGGCAGGCGAGACACACGAGACAAAACCAAAAAAUUAACCGGAGAAAGGGACUAGGGUAUGAAUGCUUUUGAAGAUGAGUUGAAAAGCACACAGCAAGAGAAGUAGGAGUGUAGGAAAAGGAAGGAGAGAGAGAGGAUGACGCUGUAGUAGAAGCGGGCUACAGUAGGCAGUGGGCGUGUUCUUGUUGUUGUGAUCUAUAGUUGGGAAGCCCGGUGUCAUCUGCUUAAGCACAGACCGGCUGUACAGACCUGUGCGGACCAGCAGGGCAGAGGGAGCCGGCAGGGAAUGCCAUACCUGGAAACCACUCCACGCUUUACCUCGACCUUCAGGGCACCGUGGACGAGGACUCCUUUCACCUGUGCUGAGACAUUUUGUGCAAUUUGGACAUAUUCAAGCAGAAGGAGAGACAUUCUGGGAAUAGAAAGACUGUUGUGAGUGCCUGCUCUGCGACCGCAAGGGGAGUUUGAUGUGAGCGUGUUUGAGAGGUUGUAUUUGUGUCAUGCUUGCGGUUGCGGGUGCGGUCUGUUGCUACGCUGCGUCUUCCUCCCAUCUCUAGCAUGUGCAGAUGUGCGGAGCAGUGAAGCUGGCACCUGGCUAGGAGCUUGGGCGCCAUCUGGACUGGAGGGGUCGCAUCUUCCCUUUUCUGCCCAGGGGAGGGAGCAUUGGGGCUGGGAACCCAAAUGGCCCGGCUACCCUCUAGCACCAGCCUCAUCCUGGGUCACAGUGACUCCUUCUAGCAAGUCAAAUCAAGUUGGACCGUACAAUGGAUGGGAGUCUAUGUGGAUUUAAGUGGAAUAGUGCAUGGGUGCUCCAGCUUAGGUCAGAGUUCACUAGCGUGCACUGGACUCAUCAGGGGAAGACAGAAGACACGUUGGUCCACGAACCAGCAGGGACACAGCCCCAUUAAUGCUGUGGAAACACUUGAAGAAUGAUGAGCUCCAAAGAGGAGGAAACUCUCCGUUUUUUCCAGUAUGUUGAGGAGAAUGGGCUGAGAGCCUACAACGGCCUGGUAGCUCAGAACUUGGACCACGCCAGGAAUGAGCGAAAUAGGACAUUCCUGCAGGAGAAAAACGACAAGAAGAGAAAACAGGAGGAAGCCAUAAGGAGGACAGGUGAGGACAUUGCAACCGAAGGCAAGCACUUACGUAUGGGCUCCAUUACCAUGCCGGACCCCCAAGAACGCAUGCCCAUGCCCCACCCGCAUGCCCUCGCCUGUGGGCAGGGCUUCUCCGUGCGCUCUCAGUCCCUCCACUCCGUCGGCGGUGGGAACAGCGGGGGCGGAGGUGAGGAGGAAGUAGGGAGCCCGACCUCUAGGAAGCAACCCCCGCCCAAGCCCAGGAGGGACCCGGCCACCAAGCUGAGCAUGUCGUCUGAGGCGGUGGACCACAGUCCCACGUCCACCUGCCGCGGGGAGAGAUGUGACGGAGCUCAAGGAUGCAGCGAGGACUGCAGGAGGGUGCCGCCGCCAAAACCCAAGAGGAACCCCAACACACAACUGAGUGUUUCCUUCGAUGAGUCCUACAUCAAGAGCCACGGAGGCAGCGGGAUUUGCCCCUCCAGACCCCUCCACCACGUCACCUCCCCCUGCGAACGCAACGCCUCGUCUCCGCAGAGUGACGAGAGCCCUACGGACGACUGUGAAGACGAACCUGUCUACAUAGAGAUGGGCGGGAUUGAUGUCGGACCACGAGAACCGCUGAAGAGUGAGGAUGAGGAGCCGGGAGAGUCUGUGUACGAGGAGAUGAAGUACCCAGCUCUGGAUGACAUGGAGUACCGCACCGACCCCGUGGGAUGUCGCUCCGCGUGCCCCACCCCGGCGCCCUAUGACCCCGAACCUCUCAGUCGCUGCUCCACACCUCGAAACAUUCCACUCUGUGACAUUCCUGCGCCCUUUCCCAAUUUACUCACCCACCGGCCUCCGCUGCUGGUGUUCCCACCGGCGCCGGCCCAGUGCUCGCCCAACUCAGACGAGUCUCCCCUCACCCCUCUAGAUGUAGCCAAAUUACCCAUGCUGGAGAACCAAUCCUACAGCAAAUCUCCAACAUCCUCCUCCGAGCCACCCUCCUCUGCACACAUCCGCAGGGAGCUCACCGCCACCCCGACCCUCACCGUCUCUGGGCGCUCCUCUGCGCCUCCUCUGCCCUGCACCCUCUACAAAUCCUCCUCCUCAUCCUCCUAUCAGCGCAGCCACUCUGCUUGCCCAUCGCCAGUCAGCAUGGGCCGCUGCCUCACCCCUCUCAGCCUCAUGCGUACGCCUCCCUUUGACGCUCCGAUGCCAUUCCCCGGGGGUCUGCCACGGAGCGCCUCUGCCACCCCUCACGGCAAAGGCUCGCCACCUCAAGACGGCGGUGGUCGACUCCACGGCUCUAUGCAGAACGUGUCAACGGGGCGUUCACGGACGCCCACCAGUCCACUGGACGAACUAACCAACCUGUUCACGACUGGCAGGAACAUGCUGAAGAAAAACGCCAGUGGCAGGAAGUCUAAAGAGCCCGGAGAGACCGAGUCCAAAAGCAAGUCUCACAGCGAGUCCAAGCGUGAAGGCAAGGAGCGCCACAGCCACGGCCACAGCAAGGAGUCCAAGCGAGACUCCAAGGAUCGCCACAGCAAAGAGUCCUCUCACCGGAGAGACAGAGACAAAGACAGAGACAAGGACAAAGACAAAGACAAAGACAGAGACAAAGACAGAGACAAAGUCAGAGACAAAGACAAAGACAAAGAUAAAGACAAAGACAGAGACAGAGACAGAGACAAAGAUAAAGAAAGAGGGAGCAGCAAUGUAGAGCCACUUCCCCACAGACGCAACAGUAAAGACCGUACUUAUAGCGGUGCAGACGCGCCACCUGUUCGCAGGAAUAGCAGGGACCAGAGCUGCAGCAGUGUAGAACCCAUCCCAGUGAUAAGAAGAGACUCCAAGGACAGAGGGCUUAGUAACGGUGAUCUGAUGCUCAGGAGAGACAGCAAAGAUCGGGGCGGGGGACAUGGAAUGGAGGCUUUGUUGAGACAGGACAGCAAAGACAGAGACAGACUGCUAGAUCAGCCACCUGAGCUGUUACCGAGACAAGACAACAAGGAAAGGGCAAGAAACGGUGUAGACGGUAGACAUGAAAGCAGGGAGAGACUGCUGGAUCAGCCACCUGAGCUCUUACCGCGACAGGAUAGCAAAGAGAGAGCCAGCAACGGCAUGGACUCUAAGCAUGAAAGCAGAGACAGGCCGCCUGAGCUUCUCCCCCGACAAGAGAGCAAAGACAGAGCUAGAACUGGAGCAGAAUAUAGGCACGAUAGCAAAGAGCUCCGUCCUGAUUUGUUACCCCAACAAGAUGUCAAAGAAAGAGCAAGAAAUGACAUGGAACACAGACAUGAAGGUAGAAUAGACCAGCCGCCUGAGAUCCUACCCCGACAGGAAACACCCAGAAGCAGCAACAGCAAGGACAAGGUCGGCUACAGCUCUGAAUCCAAGCACGAGGGGAGAGAUCGGAGCUGCCACAACGGGGGAGAUCUCCCUCCUCCUCCUCUGCCCAGGCAGGACAGUAAAGAUCUGAGCAGAACUGGACUCGAAGUGAGACGGGACAGCAAAGACAGGAGUCUGAAUGGCUCAGAGCAGCAUCAUCAUGAUGUCAAAAGCACCAAGAGCCCUUCUGGCUCAGGAUACAGAUCAGAUGGCACGCCCAGACGAGACAACAGAGCGAAUUACAGCACAGACCAAUCGAAAGCACAGGAGAGGAACGGCAGCACAGCAUCAGGGCAGCAUUCGUCCACAACGACACCUACUCACCACGGGAGAUCAUCUGGUAGCCCACCGAUGAGCAUGGGAACAGGAAACGAUCUGAAAGCAGCACCUAAGUAUGGCCGUUCACCUUCCACGCCGGCUAACCCCUCCCCAUUGGGAACUCCACAAAGGAAAGCAGCAGAGGCACAUCAAAGUCAGAUGCCCCAGAUGCCAUGGAUCUGUGGAGACACCACCAUGCUGGAACAGAUCGAGAGGAAACGCACCCUCUGCAUGGAGAUCCGCUCCAGACAACAUCCGCACCUUCAGAGAUCUCUGGAGAGGCCUCCUCCUCCUCCUCCUCCGGACAAGAGCGAGGACAGGCACCAGGAGCGGAGUCAGUGCAAGCAAGAAAGUGCAUCUGUCCUCCCACCCUGGGGGAAAAGCAACGGGGCCAAAAAGAUCCGUCCUCCCCCUUACCCUACACAGAAAACCGUAUUCUGGGACACGGCCAUCUGACAGUAACAGCACACUUAACACCUCCCUGCCACACAACCCCCAGUUACCCACUCCCUCUUUCCUCUGGGCUGAUUCUUCCCUGCAACAUCAGGGGUGUCAGGACAGCCAAUAAGAGCACCAGGGGGUAUGAUACUCGCUGAUGUCAAAAGGACAAUGGUGGUUACCAUAGCAAUAUUUCUGCUCGUUCAGGUUGUCAUGUUUUCUUAUCAUCACUGGUGAUAUUUGAUAUUUUUCUAUUUCCUGUGACUGGAUUCUUGUAAUAUAAUUAGUAGAAUAGAUAUUUGAUGAAUAGAUAUUUUCUAAAUGAGAUGGGGAUUAAAAAGCAGCUUAAAUGAUGUAUAGUAGAUGUAGAUGCAAUCUAAUGUUUGUUUUUAUGUUACUUUUGUUUGGUUAUUUUACAUUUGAAAAGCAUAAUCUAUCAAUACUUGUACUGUAGUAGCAUAAUUUUCUUAUGCCCGACUUUUUUGUUGUGCUCAGAAAGCACUAAAACUGAAUGGACUACUCAAUUCUGUCUAUAUAUACUUUACAUUUUCACUGUUGUAUUGUAAGUUGAGGAGUCAACGUGCUUUAGAUCCCAGCGCCCUCCAUGCCUGGUCCAGUACAGUAUGUUCUAGAAUGUGCGACAGUUGGUCCUAGAACAGAAAACAGGAAACUCUGUGUGCUUCAGUUUGUAUAUUACAGUAAGAAGCUGUGUAGUCACGACGUCGAAGCCUUUUGAAGCGAUUGAAUCGUUUUAUAUAGGAAAAACCUGUUGGCUGGCAUGUCGUAGAGGACUAGAGAAAGAAAGCGUGAAACGCUGUUUUCUAAGAUACAUUAUGAGGGUGGGUUGGGGAGGUAGCAAAUUAGAACAUACAUUAUGAACAGUAUAAUUUCCAAAAACCAGCCAAAGCCUGUUGAAGCGAGAUAUGGGUGUGGUUGCACUUUGGAUGGUUGGUUAUUUGAAAUGGGGUUGGUGGCAAUAGCCGGCGAGUACUAGCGCCCUUACUUCGCCACGCACACUGCGAGCACCAGUGUAAAUACUUAAUGCCAACGACCGGCCCGCGUACAAUCAACACCUGAGCUUUUAGAACAUUUCUUAAUUUUACUGCAGAUUAUAAUAGCCAUAUGCACUUGCUUAAGAUUCAAGAUUAUGCUUAUAUAUAUAUUUUUGAAAAUAUUAAACAAAAGAUAGCUGUGCCAUGUUAAGUUUUUAAUUUAUUGGCGGGGAGGGUUAGCCUCAGGAGGCUGGCUGAGUCACCUGUGAUUGGUUGCCUCUGGUUGACAAUAUUCCCAAUUCAAUUGGCUGGCAACCGUUUUUAGAGAUCAAAUCGUUUUAGGACCUAUAACAUGGCAACAGCUCUACCCAGUCAAGCAGACAGGGGUUGCACAACGGCCUACAAAUCUUUGAGGCUUUGUAAAAAAAAGAAGAAGAAAAGAAAUCUGCACUACCCAUCAUAUUCCAUCACAUUUAAUCAGGCUGAUUACAUACAUGUCCCUCUCCCCCCGCUCUCUCCCUCUACCUCAACCUCCUACUUACAUCACCGAAAUUGGUUCUCUUUAGCACAUUAAAAUGCAAUGUCGACAUUGCCAAAAUAGUGUGGGUUUGACAAAUGAGCUAGCCCUCAGAGUGCAAGUGCAGUAACCCCCUCACUGGUGAGAAUCAACUCUACAGAGAUCCCUCUGUGUUGUACCUGUAUGUGUGUGUGAGGGAGAGAGCUGUGUGUGUAUGUGUGUGUGUGUGUGUGUGUGUGUGUGUGUUUGUGUCUGUGUGCCAAGCUACACUGUAUGCAAGUUGAAUCUUUAAAAAUGAUUGUUUUAAGACAUUCACUUUGCCCUAUCCAUGAUGUUUGGUGGGUGGAGGUUGGAAAUGUAAUAACGAUGAUGUACAAUCUUUUUGUGUGUAUAAAAACGUGCACUGUGAAAAGGUAGAGAGAGCACCGCACCGUCAGAGUCCUCUGUCUUAUUGCACUGAGUGUUCUCUUGUUUUGCGUAAUAAAAAAAGAAAAGGAAAAAAUAUGUUUGAGGAAAAAAAGUACUGUAUUCUGAUUGUCACUUGGGUUCUGUUGAGAGAAAUAAAUAAAUAUGAACUUGAAACCCGCUAUGGAAAA